Molecule: messenger RNA, 945 nt
Organism: Microcebus murinus (gray mouse lemur)
Lineage: Eukaryota; Metazoa; Chordata; Mammalia; Primates; Cheirogaleidae
Product: olfactory receptor 51I2-like
Biological process (GO): G protein-coupled receptor signaling pathway
Cellular component (GO): plasma membrane
Molecular function (GO): G protein-coupled receptor activity; olfactory receptor activity
Source: RefSeq, a predicted model, not a curated record
AUGGGAGGUAACCCGCACAAUAGCUCAGGGUUGCCUCCCUUCACCUUGACAGGACUCCCAGAGCUGGAGACCUCCCAACACUGGAUGUUUUUGCUCCUUGGUGCCUUCUACAUUGUCUCCAUUGUGGGAAAUGCUCUUAUCCUUUUUGUUAUCAAGAAGGAACAGAGCUUGCACCAACCUAUGUACUACUUUUUGUCCCUGCUAUCAGUUAAUGAUGUAGGUGUGUCUUUCUCCACACUGCCCACAGUCCUGGCCACGUUUUGCUUCUACUUAAGGGAGAUAAGUUUUGAUUCUUGCAUGGCCCAAAUGUUCUUUAUCCAUCUCUUCUCCUUCGUGGAGUCUGGGAUCCUGCUGGUCAUGAGCUUUGACCGCUAUGUGGCCAUCUGUAACCCGCUGCGCUACACCACAGUGCUCACUGAUGCCCGUGUGAUGUGUAUGGGCAUGUCCGUUAUCAUCCGCAGUUUCUGUAUGGUUUUUCCACUGCCUUUCCUUCUGAAGAGGUUACCCUUCUGCAAGGCCAACAUACUCUCCCAUGCCUACUGCCUGCAUCCAGAUCUUAUCCGCCUGCCCUGUGGUGACAUCACCAUAAAUAAUAUCUUUGGUCUAUUCAUUGUCAUCUCCACCUUUGGCCUGGAUUCUGCACUCAUUCUCAUCUCCUACGUGCUCAUACUUCGCUCUGUACUUGCCAUUGCCUCCCGGGAAGAACGGUUAAAGACACUUAACACGUGUGUGUCACACAUCUGUGCUGUGCUCAUCUUUUAUGUGCCCAUGGUUGGUGUGUCCAUGGCUGCUCGCUAUGGAAGACAUGCCCCACGGUAUGUACAUACGCUCAUGUCCCUCAUCUAUCUCUUUGUGCCUCCAACGCUCAAUCCUAUCAUCUAUUCCAUUAAAACCAAGGAGAUCCGUCGGAGACUUCACAAAAUACUGCUGGGAACCAAGUUUUGA